AGAUCGGUCAGAUCUUAAAUUUCAGAGAAGUUUUUUUUUGUAUUUAGGCAUUUAUUGGUGUCAUUUUAUUGUUGUCUGAACGUACAAAAUUUGCAAAAUACGCAUAAAAUGAGCUGGAUUUUAGAUUUAUGUAGUUUCUAGAUAGGUGUUCUUAUGCUGUGCUAGUGUAGUAAAACUAGGAUAAUACGUUGAUUACAGAUUGAACCCGUAGUUUCGUUCCAGAUUUAAUUUCCACAAUGGGAAAUUCGCACAGCAGCAAAAGCAGUCCUGGAGGUAAACAAGCAGCUCGACUUUCUGUGGGUAUUUCAGAAGUUCAAGAUAACCCGGCCGGCCCUGGCACCAAUGGAGCCCCUAAAGGGAUGACUCGAACAGCUUCAGGAGCUGAUCUUCAGGAUCGUUUACAAACGCAAUAUCAUCCCGUCGAGAGACUUGGCAAAAUUUUGGCCAAAAAAUGCGACGAUGAAUAUGGAAUCAACGGAAUAACCGAAGACAUUUUUGCUAGAUACGUAUUCCCCAAAUUCACGGAUCUGGGAUCAAAACUUUUUAAAUAUCUACGUCACAAUAGCCGAGCAAAAACUGAACAUCUAGGAUUAACGGCGUUUAGACAACAAUGUGAAAAGUUUCUCGGAAUUUUAGAUGAUUCAGUGAUACUUGAAAACUAUGUGAAAAUGUUUGGAGAUUUAAAUGAAACAGAGCUUAUCAAGCCCGACAAUCUUAAGGAUCUGCUUAGAACCUGCUAUAAUUUGGCCAUGGCUCACUAUCAGGAUGGACCACAAACAUGUCGAUUACUUGAUCGUACUCUGAACUCUGUUGUUCAGUCGUGUUUUUUCUCCAAAGAAUCGUUAAGCUCUGGAUACAUAUGCCGCUGGUUGGAAAAUAAUGUGCCUCGACUGGUGCUUCCUGUACAUAAAUAUUGCGUGCAUGUACUAAGCACGUCUCAUCGCAUCAUUAUUGACAAUAGUAUGAAGAACAAUAGCGACACAGUGGUAUCCAUCAGUGCCAUCAACGCUGGAGAAGCCAGUUAUGGGUUAGAACUGCAAACUCCUAUUUUGGAAAAAGGAUGCCCAAACUUCAAUGCUAAUUCUGCGAAUCAAGCAAGUUCUAGUAAACCUCUAACCCAGGAAGAUCGUGAACGAUUAAUAAUUCAGCAGCCACUGCUGCCACUUUCAGAGGCUUGGUUGCUAGCUGGAUCGUUGCCUCCUUCAUAUUCCAGACCACAAUCCAUCCAACCUCCACUAAACUCAAAUUCAUCCAAUUUGGCGUCUCACGUUUUCAUGGCAAAACUUCUUUCGAUGGUACCAUCGCACUGGACCCUUUUAUACGACUCUCGACAAGACGGUUCGGGAACAAACCGUUUCUUACACCAUGUUUUGGGCUACCGUGGUCCCAAUUUAAUCCUAUUUCGCUGUGACGACGAUUUGCUGUUUUGUGUGGCAAAUCCAAACGAAUGGCGCGAAACGCAUUUGUACAUAGGCGACGAGGACAGCUGUUGUCUGCAGUUAUUGCCCAAAUUUGUCAUGUUGGAAAAAAAGCCGAAAAGUUUGUAUUUGAACACGCACAUUCGUGGUUAUCCGAAAGGGCUACGAGCCGGUUCAGAUCCACGCAAACCGGUGUUGAUCGUGGAUGAAUAUUUUGAAAAACUGGAGCAUCGUGGACUACAACACAAAAUUUUAUCUAUAGAAGUGUGGGGCUGUGGAAACUCACAACAGCGAGAGAUUCAGUUGGACAUAAAAAAUUGGCAAAUCAAAGAAGCAGAACGUCAACGUACAGUUAAAAUGACUGCGGCUGACUGGAUGGACCAUCCUGAUCGGUACCUGCUAGAACUCGGCGGUCGUCAAAAUUAUAAUAACUCGACAUCUUAAAUUUUAAGUGUUUUAUUCCCCGUAUCCUUAGCAGACUCAUUGCAAAUAGGUACUUACAGCACUAAUUUGAUAUCAAGCAAGUGAUUAGUUCAUGUUAUUUUGUGAAUAUUUGCAGAGAGGUAAGUUGCUAAUUUAUAUUACAUAUUUAACAAUAAGCAACAAAAACUUAAAAAAAAACUGGCAAUAAAUAUACACGAAAAUAUAGAAUGAUUCGAUCGAGUCGAAGAAUGGA
This is a messenger RNA of Armigeres subalbatus, 2094 nucleotides long. RefSeq lists its product as uncharacterized. Gene Ontology annotation, cellular component: nucleus. Gene Ontology annotation, biological process: response to oxidative stress. The record is from RefSeq and is a predicted model, not a curated record. The transcript has 6 exons. Lineage: Eukaryota; Metazoa; Arthropoda; Insecta; Diptera; Culicidae. The coding region runs from base 237 to 1862 and encodes 541 amino acids.